UAAAGCGAUUGCACGCUAAUUGGAGCCUACGAAGGUCGGUUACUUCGUUUUGUCUCUUUGAAUCUUGCCCUAUCCAUUGACUCUGCCUAAUCAUAUCAACCUCGUCACCAUUUCAACUUCUCCAUCUUCCUCGGCCGCCAAUCAUUCGUUCCCGUGUUGCCCGUCCAUACCCCAAUUCAUCAUGUGGAGCAUUCCAAUUCAGUUGGGUUGAUGGUCUCCAAACCUCCUAUCUUUUCCGAACGGGUUCCACUCCGUCACAAGCCUCAAAUGAAUCGCUCCAGCAUGAUAACCGACCAACACCCGGGUCACCUCCAUUCAAGCAGCCCUAUCGAGUAUCGGAUGCUGACCCUCGCCGGUGUCUAAACUCUAUAUGAUCCUGUACAAUGGAUUCCUGCUGGAUAUAGCCAAUGGAUUUCUCUCUUCAUUACCGCAACACGGCCCGAUUGCUAUUGGAGCUGCUUGUCUACCCCUGGAUGUAGAAUCUAGUACUUAGCAUAUUAAACCCUUGGACUUUCCAACCUUGCAAUAUGUUGCUAACUAAGAGGUGCCUCAGCUUGUCCCUGUUCCAGUUUUGCCGGCUUCUAGUGCCCGUUUGAGGCGGAGAUUUCUUCCUGGUCGACCUGAGUAGCAUCCUGCCCAUUCCUUGGUAUUAUGAGCUCCAACACACUGAAGCAAGCUGCCGAGGCCGCACGCUCCAAGACUCCCAACAUGAGCAAACAAGGCACCGAAACCAUUGAAACCAUGGCGGCCGCAAAGACUGACUUUCUCCAUACACCGUUAAUGAGAGCAGCUCUGCCCUUCAUCAAUGGCGGCACAUCGGGCAUGGUGGCUACCACAGUCAUUCAGCCUAUCGACAUGAUCAAGGUCCGACUCCAGCUGGCUGGGGAGGGCGUGGCCACGGGCCCCAAACCUACACCUAUAUCAGUAACUCGUGAGAUACUUGCGCAGGGUAAGGCCCUUGACCUGUACACUGGUCUCUCUGCUGGUCUUCUGCGUCAAGGUGUCUACACGACUGCUCGAUUAGGAUUCUUUGACACGUUCAUGAAAGGCCUCACGAAGCGUGCCAAGGACAACGGCACACAAGUUGGAUUCGCCGAACGCGCGAGUGCUGGCCUCACCGCAGGCGGACUGGCCGCAUUCAUCGGUAACCCGGCUGAUCUGGCACUCAUCCGUAUGCAAUCGGAUGGUCUUAAACCCCUCGCCGAGCGUAAAAACUACAAGUCCGUGGUCGACGCCAUCACAUCCAUCGUGAAAUCCGAAGGUGUAACGGGAUUAUGGGCUGGUGCCACACCGACUGUUGUGCGCGCUAUGGCGCUCAAUCUAGGCCAGCUCGCAUUCUUCUCGGAAGCGAAGGCGCAACUCAAGACACGUACCUCCUGGUCGCCACAGACGCAGACCCUGACCGCGAGUGCAAUCGCAGGGUUCUUUGCUAGCUUCCUCAGUUUGCCUUUCGAUUUUGUCAAGACUAGGUUGCAGAAACAACAACGCGGGCCUGACGGGAAAUUGCCCUACAAGAGCAUGGCCGACUGUUUCGUCAAAGUCACGAGACAAGAGGGAUUGACGCGGUUCUAUCGGGGAUUUGGCACAUACUACGUGCGUAUUGCGCCGCACGCAAUGGUAACACUCAUUGUCGUCGACUACCUGGGUUGGUUGACAAGGUGAACAUCGACAACAAAGGUCAGGCAUUGGCAUUAAUAUAAUUGACUAGAUGAUGCGGGGGAGUUCUUGGGAUUGGUACUACACACGUGGCGUAUGCGUGUGAAUUGAGUCUAGUUUGUUUAUGGGAUGGUUAAGCCGGGCAAAGGACCCGCAGACGUCAAGC
Molecule: messenger RNA, 1822 nt
Organism: Xylaria bambusicola
Lineage: Eukaryota; Fungi; Ascomycota; Sordariomycetes; Xylariales; Xylariaceae
Product: mitochondrial carrier domain-containing protein
Exons: 2
Coding region: 652-1662 (336 amino acids)
Biological process (GO): transmembrane transport
Molecular function (GO): oxoglutarate:malate antiporter activity
Source: RefSeq, a predicted model, not a curated record